This is a messenger RNA of Juglans regia (Persian walnut), 444 nucleotides long. RefSeq lists its product as uncharacterized. Lineage: Eukaryota; Viridiplantae; Streptophyta; Magnoliopsida; Fagales; Juglandaceae. Bases 1 to 444 code for a protein of 147 amino acids. The record is from RefSeq and is a predicted model, not a curated record. The transcript has a single exon.
AUGGAGGAGCAUGUGGGUCACCUAAGAGAGGUGUUAAACAUGCUGAAACAACACUGCAUGUUUGCCAAAAAAUCCAAGUGUCGGUUUGCGGUUAAUGAAGUUGACUAUUUGGGCCACAUUAUUAAUGAUAAAGGAGUGAUGGGAGAUCCCUCGAAGGUUGUUUCUAUGGUAGAGUGGCCCGAGCCUAAGAAUGUGAAGGCCUUACGAGGAUUUCUUGGGCUCACGGGAUAUUACCAGAAAUUUAUCCAGAAUUAUGAUCUCAUCGCUGCUCCACUUACCUCAUUACUCAAGAAAAACGAUUUUUCUUGGAACCCGGAGGCUAGCAAGGCUUUUACAGCCUUAAAACAGGCCAUGUCCCACCCACCAAUCCUUAAACUCCCUAAUUUUAGCAAGCCAUUUGUAAUUGAGUGUGAUGCAAGCGGAAAUGGAAUAGGGCAGUGUUAA